Messenger RNA from Solea senegalensis (Senegalese sole), 5684 nucleotides. It is a transcript of the gene kcnab1a, whose product is annotated as potassium voltage-gated channel subfamily A regulatory beta subunit 1a. Gene Ontology annotation, molecular function: potassium channel regulator activity; transmembrane transporter binding; voltage-gated potassium channel activity. Lineage: Eukaryota; Metazoa; Chordata; Actinopteri; Pleuronectiformes; Soleidae. The transcript has 13 exons. Gene Ontology annotation, biological process: transmembrane transport; potassium ion transport; negative regulation of delayed rectifier potassium channel activity. Bases 395 to 1786 code for a protein of 463 amino acids. Gene Ontology annotation, cellular component: voltage-gated potassium channel complex; cytoplasm; membrane. The record is from RefSeq and is a predicted model, not a curated record.
ACAUAUUUGGCACAGCCCAUGGUGAAGCACAUGUAAGGAUGUGCAGCCUGCAGUCAGACUAGACUACACUUUGAUUAUUGAUUCUUGGAAACGGCUUUUCUCUUUUCAAAAGUGUUUUUUUGCCCCAGAAGUUGGAUUUUCUUGCCUCUCUCUUUUUGCGAUUUUUAAAUAAGAGGACUGUACUUAUGUGGAGCGUCAUCCAGGGGAAUACUUAUCACUUCUCUUUUUUCAUUUGAGAUUCAGUCGCACAAUCACCUGUUCCUGUGCUCCACUGUUGCGCUGCGUGGGCAAAGGGCCCACCUGGAUUAUUCUGAGUGUACAUGUCUAUGGGACAGACUCAUAGAAGAAGGGAGAGACUGAAAGAGAGAAUAAGGUGAAGAAGAGGAGAAGGAAGAUGUAUCUGUACAAAGCGACGUGCCCGGACAUUCCCAACCCAAAACAGAAGGGGUCCAGAAGUCACGGCGGGGUCCAGGCUCAAGGCCUGAGCCAUGGAAGGCUUGUCCGCCAGACGUCAACAGGGACGGGACCUCGACCUUACGCUCCUCUCAUGCUUUGGACGGCUAAGAAACCCAAAGGCGUGGUGAGGCUCAAACAGCUGGAGGAGUUUCUGAACGUCCACUCGUUGUCUCUGCACGACACAGUGAAGAGUCAGACGGGCAUGGUGUACAGGAAUCUGGGAAAGUCUGGACUCAGAGUGUCUUGCUUAGGACUGGGUACAUGGGUGACAUUUGGAGGACAGAUAACAGACGAGGUUGCAGAGCAGCUAAUGACCAUUGCAUAUGAGAAUGGAGUCAAUCUGUUCGACACAGCUGAGGUCUAUGCAGGAGGCAGGGCCGAAGUCAUUCUAGGAAACAUUAUCAAGAAGAAAUGCUGGAGGCGAUCCAGCUUGGUCAUUACAACUAAACUCUACUGGGGAGGAAAAGCAGAGACAGAGAGAGGAUUGUCAAGAAAGCACAUUAUUGAAGGUGAACACACACACACACACACACACACACACACACACACACACAUAAUGAAAAAACAGCAACUUUAUGCUUUUGUGCUCAGUUUUUAUUGUGUCAGUUCAAUCAAUUUUACGACAUCUCUCUGUCCCUCAGGUCUGAAAGGCUCUGUACAGAGGAUGCAGUUAGAGUAUGUGGAUGUAGUUUUUGCCAACCGCCCGGACAGCAAUACUCCCAUGGAGGAGAUCGUUCGAGCCAUGACCUAUGUGAUAAACCAAGGCAUGGCAAUGUACUGGGGAACGUCACGGUGGACGGCCAUGGAGAUCAUGGAGGCGUAUUCAGUGGCAAGACAGUUCAAUCUGAUCCCUCCGGUCUGUGAGCAGGCAGAGUAUCAUCUCUUCCAGAGGGAGAAAGUAGAAGUGCAACUGCCGGAACUUUAUCACAAGAUAGGAGUUGGAGCAAUGACAUGGUCACCGCUGGCGUGCGGCAUCAUCACAGGAAAAUAUGAAAAUGGCAUUCCUGAGACCUCGCGAGCCUCCAUGAAGUCAUACCAGUGGCUAAAGGAGAAAAUAAUAAGUGAGGACGGAAGGAAGCAACAGGCAAAGCUGAAAGAACUGAACCACAUUGCAGAAAAGCUGGGCUGCACACUGCCUCAGCUGGCUGUGGCGUGGUGUCUCAGGAAUGAAGGCGUGAGCUCAGUCCUUCUGGGAACUUCCAACCCUGAACAGCUCACAGAAAAUCUUGGGGCCAUACAGGUCCUUCCUAAGAUGACCUCUCAUGUAGUGACUGAAAUUGACCACAUCCUUGGCAACCGACCGUACAGUAAGAAGGACUACCGCUCUUAGACCAGACAGUACUGACCUACUUCCUCAUACUACUACCAUGGAUCCACCGUUCAAUGUUAAACUGUCUAUGGCUCACUCCUUGGGCCCCCACUCUGGAACAGCCUGGAACAGACAACUUUGCAAAGCCCAGCGUCACAUCUCUGACUUAGACUUGUCCUGCUCAGAUCAGCCCCACCAGGUUCAUCUCAGGUCCAGUGCAGCUCAGCCCACAGAGAAAUGCUUGACAAACUUCGCUCUUUGUAGCAUAAAACAUCUUUAAAGCUAUCUGUGUGUAUUGGAACUUUUCCUUUCCUUGUUCUGCACAAGCCUGUUCACAUGUUACUAUGCAGAACUGUGUCCAGCCUGUUUUUGACGUUCAGAUCCAGUGCCAUGCUGACAUUAUUUAGAGCAGUCUAUCCCCGUUUCAACUGUAUCUGGAGGCCUCAUUUCUAAAUUCAACACAUUAAGGCUAAGUAGUUUUAGUUUUAGAGAUAAUCAGCUUCUCUUGGAGUUGUUAUGAAAUAAAAAGAACUGCAGGAGGAUUUAAAUCAACUGUCUUGUUCAAUGUCAUCUGGAGAAUAGAUGGUAAACUGCAUUACUUAUUCACUUUAUCACUCAGCCGAUGACUCAGUCCCCUUGGUGUCAAGUGUUCCUCUCUAAUAUCCAAACUUGCACCCACAAUUAAAAUCACUUGAGCACAAAAAUCAAAGUGAACACAGGUUUUUAUUAAUGUCCCAUUACUGAAUACAUUAAAGCUCUUUAGACUUGUUUUUCUUUUAAAACAGAUGGUACCUCAGGCUGCAAUCAUAAUGAAUGAAUGAGGCCUCAAUAAACAAAUGUCUGCUUUCAAAUAUCCACCAAAUGUAACUUCUAUACCUACCAAAUAUCCAGCUGUGUAUUCAGUUUAGUGCAGAAUAGCAUUCAGUAGAUAUUAGACUGCGUUUCCUGAGCAUAUUAUCCAGCACAUGCAUGUGUCUCCUACUCUAGGGUGCAUUUCUCUUUUAUUUCAUUUUCAGCAAAGCACAUAAUUAAAUGACCAAAGCGAGUUUGGUCAAAAUAAUGUACUGUGAAGCAAAGGAUUGUGGGAUAUUGUAGGCUUGGUCAGCAGACGGGGGCAGAGAGUGAAGCAUGUUGUUUGACAAACCGCUCCUUAGCUUUACUUGAUCUUAGAGAGAUAAUGCUUUAAAAAACAAAACAAAAAAAAACAGACUACCUGUCUCCUUGAUUGCAUUCAGUAUGGAUUUGUCCUCUCUCUUGCUUGUCAACUGAACUUUCAUCGCUGAUUGCCUCAAUUAACCUUUUGGGACUUACUCUCUCUCUAUAAUGGAAGGAUGACUGGCCCCUGGUGGUCAUGUUUUGUAAUAACUGCAAAAACAGCUUGAUAAUGGCACAAUGUGGCAUGAAGGCAAAGUAUUUAGGAUGUGACAAAGAUUACAGUAUUUAUUCUAGAGCAGUUAACAAAUAUGACAUUUAUUUUGACAUUCUGAGAUGUUGUUUUUGUUAGAAAAUGAUACGUGUACAUAAACUGUUAUGGCGUACCUUGUAACUAUAAAGACGCCUCUCUUGCAUAUGAGGACUUCCCUGUACUGUUAGGCUAACAUAAUAUAAAUAAGAUGUAAAUAGAGUUCUUUUAUUGCUCCUCUGCAGUGUCGCUGCAUGGUUUGCAGUGUUUGAAUCUUCUUUUCUCCUCCAGCGUGACGUUUUAUAUUACCUAUCUUCAUCCAAGUGGUGCGAGGGUUGAUUGAUUUAUUUUUGCAUAAUACAGUCAGAUCAUUGAAUCUGUCGUGAUAAUGGCAUUAUGUAAAGAAUGGGCUUCUGUUAUGAGUAACGAGCUUGGAGCAUUGUUUAAAGACUUUACCUUGAAUCUUUUGCAUCUGGAAAACAAGCCAUCAUAGAGAUCUAGCAGACAUGUUGGCUGGGUUCCAGCUGACUCACUGGUUUGUCCUUGGUGCACCAUUGUUGACUGGGAGCACAAACACUCCUGAUUUUAAUCAAAGGAAAUUUCGGUACAUCACAGCUCCUGAUGCUUCUGCCAAAACCUUGUUACACACAUAUUGGAAUAAACAUCGACAAGCAGCAGCCAGUUCAUUGUUUAUUUAAAGUAGCAUGGCUUUGACAGAUGAAUAGGCUUCAUUGUGACUGUUUGCUUUGGCUUGGUGGUGAAUACAAAUGAGGGCGACCUGACCGUCAUUGCCACGCAAAUUAUUAGCCAUGUACACAAACAUCCGGAAAAAUGUUUGCCUUAAGACAUUUAUUUCACUGUACUUGAUGAAAAUAUACCAAAAUGUGGACGAUGUGUUUUGUAUACACUCAUUAGCCACUUUAUUCGGUACACAUGACUCUCAAUAAAGUGUCAGGAGUGGCAUCAAGUUGUGCUCUUCUGCUUCAAGACUGAACGCGUAGUGUGUUCAGAGAUGAUCUUCUGCAUGCGUUGUAACAAGCGGUUAUCUGAGUUAUUGGCUAUUAUCUUAAGAACUCUUGCAUCAUCCAUGCAUUUCACCCAGAGAACCAUUGCUCACUGGAUUUUUCGUUUUUAGACCAUUCUCUGUAAACCCUAUAAUUCAAAUUCACUUCAUAUCACCUCUUUCAUCCCCAUUCUGAUGCCCAGUUUGAAUUUGAACUUGCAGGUCAUCUUGACCAUGUCUACAUGCCCUAAAUGAUUGGAGUUACUGUCAUGUGACUGACUAAGUAUUUGCUUUAACAAGCAGUUGAACGGGUGUACCUAAUAAAGUGGCCAUUAGGUGUACAAAGAGGAUGUUUGCUUUGGAGUCAAAAUCAUUUGUUUUUGUUUGCUGUAACUGUUAUUGGUAAAAAAGUGUGACAUCACAUGUAGUUGUGGUGCAUUUUGUGCACGUCAACAAGCUGCCCAUUAGUGACCAUGUAGGACAGUUGUGUGUGUGUUACAUGCCAUUUUUUUGUGUGUAUAGACUUCUUCAUUUGAUGGAGUGCCUUGACUUGAGUCCAACAUUCAGGGAUGUCUUCAUUGUUAUAUGGUGAUUGGAUGUUAUCCUCAUACAAAUGUGAGAGUAAAGCAAUAUUUCUACAGAUUAUGGUUAGAUCACCCAGGCUACAUUACGUGUCAUCUGUUAACUUCACUUGGGCAAAACUAAGUUCACAGUCAGUGUAGCAGUUAACUUUUGGGGGAAUUGGCUCAGAAUGAAUUAUAUAUUAACCGUUUGGCAGAUGUUUUAAUCCAAGGCAGAUUACAACUGGAAGUGUACGCUUCCAGGAAUUGUCUUCCUUGUCCAUGGAGUCUCAGUGCAUGACUGUGGCUUUGUCCUGUCUAGCCUUUUUGGGUUGCUUCCCCCAAAACAAUCAUACUGGAACAACACCAGACAAUUAAACCAGUCAGUGACUUCAUGAAACAACAGUUUGCCUCCUGGAAACAUUUUCUUUGUAACAAACUUUAGAGAAAAACUAGCAAUGUACUCAUUUGUAGUGUGUUUAAGUAAAUUGUUACAGUGACAGUUGGAGGAAAUCUGUGAUAAAUGAGAACAGUGACUCCGGGUGUUUGCUCUUUGACUCUUCUCAAUUUGUUAUCAGAAUCAGCUCCACAGCCUUGGAAACAGAUCAAAGGCCAAAAUUGAGCAAAGGCUGAAGCAAUUCACAUUUUGCUGCCGAAUUCACAGAUUAACAUUUAAGGUCCUGCAAGGCGUUGCAUACGCUUCAUCACCAGAUUUACUGGUCUCAUUUAAAUUUAACCAAAAAACUAUUCUGAUCUCAGUGUGAAGCACAAACUUCUUCUACAGAUCAGUGUGGUCUACAACAUGUGAGUGUAUGAGUGGAAGAGAAGUGAGUUUCAUUGUUUUUGUUGAAAAUGCAAACCAUCAGUGUAAUAUGUCCUCUCCUGGUAGUGAUUUCUCCGUACAUACUACGAAAGUGUGAUUAUUAAUAAAUGCAAUGCCAAUGGGAAUAUCUA